GCUCUCGUUUCUCCUUUCCCCUCCUCCCAUCUUUCCGUCCUGUGAUACCCCAAAUCGUCUUUGUUGCACUUUUUGCUUCACAUACACACCUACCACCACCAUGUCUUCCGCUCCUCUUCGCCUGGGCUCUAUUGCCCCCAACUUCAAGGCUGAGACCACCAAGGGUCCCAUUGACUUCCACGAGUUCAUUGGCGACAACUGGGUCAUCCUCUUCUCCCACCCGGAGGACUACACGCCCGUCUGCACCACCGAGCUCGGCGCCUUCGCCAAGCUCGAGCCCGAGUUCACCAAGCGCGGCGUCAAGCUCAUCGGCCUGUCGGCCAACACCGUCGACAGCCACGAUGGCUGGAUCAAGGACAUUGACGAGGUGACCGGCUCCAAAGUCUCGUUCCCCAUCAUUGGCGACAAGGAGCGCCAGGUCGCCCUCGCCUACGACAUGAUCGACCACCAGGACGCCACCAACGUCGACUCCAAGGGCAUUGCCUUCACCAUCCGCUCCGUCUUCAUCAUCGACCCCAAGAAGACCAUCCGCCUCAUCCUCUCCUACCCAGCCUCCACUGGCCGCAACACCGCCGAGGUCCUCCGUGUCGUCGACUCCCUCCAGACCGGUGACAAGCACAAGAUCACCACCCCGAUCAACUGGGUACCCGGCGACGACGUCAUCGUCCACCCCUCCGUCUCCAACGACCAGGCCAAGGACCUCUUCCCCGAGUUCCGCAUCGUCAAGCCCUACCUUCGCUUCACUCCCCUCCCCAAGGAGAAGGCCACCGUCGCCUAAACGGGCUGUGAUGGUCCGGGUAGUUUAGCGAAAAUGUAGAAAAAAGAAUGGAAUGAAACAAAUUCAAAAAA
Molecule: messenger RNA, 849 nt
Organism: Microdochium trichocladiopsis
Lineage: Eukaryota; Fungi; Ascomycota; Sordariomycetes; Xylariales; Microdochiaceae
Product: thioredoxin-like protein
Exons: 2
Coding region: 101-778 (225 amino acids)
Biological process (GO): cell redox homeostasis; cellular oxidant detoxification; cellular response to oxidative stress
Cellular component (GO): cytosol; mitochondrion
Molecular function (GO): peroxiredoxin activity
Source: RefSeq, a predicted model, not a curated record